AAAGUUUCAGUAUACUUCACCGCACAGAAUCAAAACCCAUAACGGCGACUUCUUAAAUAGAAAGAAAAAUAAAAUUGCUGCUAUCCCAAAUUCACAACAACCAGUGUAGUCAUCACCGCUUAAUCAGAUAUUUCGCCGAUAUUUUCGUCAGGCACAAUGGAUAUGAGAGUUGGGCUCUUAGUUGUCUUUCUGCUAGGUGCGAACUGGGGUUGCGAUGCUAGACAAUUGUUGAAACCAGAUUUAACAGAAAUGCAGGCUUCAAAUAGUGUUGGCAAGGACGAUAAUGUCUGCACAUUGUGUGAGGAGUAUGCUACCCAGGCUCUUGAUUACCUUGAACAAAAUAAGACCCAGAUUGAGAUCCUUGAAGUUCUACAUCAAUCCUGCUCGAAAAUGCACGCCUUUAAGCCAAAGUGUAUUGCUUUGGUGAACUAUUAUGCUCCUCUUUUCUUUCUGGAGAUUUCCUCGAUACAACCUGUAGAAUUCUGCCGAAAGGUCAACCUAUGUCAACAAAUUGUCGCAAUCUCUUCACAACUUCGUGAAGAUAGCUGUGGAUUAUGCCACCAUGCUGUUUCAGAAGUACUAGCUAAGUUGAAAGACCCCGAUACCCAGCUGGAUAUUAUCGAGGUGCUUUUGAAGGCAUGUAGCUCCAUAAAAGACUAUGAGAGAAAGUGCAAGAGGAUAGUUUUCGAGUAUGGACCUCUGUUCCUUAUUAAUGCAGAGAAGUACCUGGAACAAAACGAUAUCUGCACCGCUCUUCAUGCCUGCAAAUCGCCUCAGAGAGCUGAAGAAGCUUUACAUUCCGACUCUUAAUUCUUAGUUAUGUCCCUAAUGAAAAAGGAGUUAUAAAUAUUGGAAGUGCAAAUGUAAAAGAUUACAUAUGUUUUCCCACAUUCCCACAUUUGUUUGUAUCAUAUAGUUAAAACUUAAAAUUGCCUCAUAGCAUGAUUGUGCUUUUCCUACAAAAUAUUUGAUUGUGUGCUUGUAUAAUAUUCACUCUUGAUGAAAUUUCAAUGGCAUAGUUUUUAGUCU
This is a messenger RNA of Humulus lupulus (European hop), 1029 nucleotides long. RefSeq lists its product as uncharacterized. Lineage: Eukaryota; Viridiplantae; Streptophyta; Magnoliopsida; Rosales; Cannabaceae. The coding region runs from base 157 to 810 and encodes 217 amino acids. Gene Ontology annotation, biological process: lipid metabolic process. The transcript is spliced from 6 exons. The record is from RefSeq and is a predicted model, not a curated record.